AACCUGUUCAAAAAGAAGGAAAAGUGUUGAAAACAUUACAGGAUUUUUGUUUGAAAUGUACAUGUCACGAACUUUGUGAUCACAAGACAAUUGCUAUCGUGAAGUACCAUGACAAGUGGUGUUUCUGGAGGGAAGAAACCCACACUAUGCCGAUAUUUUAUGAAUACAGGUUCAUGCAUUUAUGGUGAUGAGUGUCAAUUUUUUCACCAAAAUCCAAGAUCUGGUGUAGGGUUUCAAAAGCCAUUUGCGAACGGUCCUUCAUCAUCUUCACAGGAAAAUCAAGCAGGACCUUUCGAUAUGAUGGGAAAUAAUGGAGAUCAGUAUUUUAAUGCCACAUUUGAACCUGAAAAUGGUGGAGCUGAUUUCAUCCCAUUUCCAGUAAGAGACCGAGUGUACCUAAUAAUAACACAUUCACGUCCUAUUUCAAGAACACACAGAAACAUGGGCAAUCCUAUGCCUCCUCAAGGCAUGAAACCACCCUUUGGCCCCCCACCACAAGGGCCCCCUGGCCACCCAGGACCUCCAGGCCCUCCAGGACCUCCAGGCCCUAAGAUGGAAGGCCAAAUGCAGAGGCCUGAUGGUUCUGGUCAUGGAAUGGAGAGGCCCAAUCAAAUGAUGGAUGGGUAUGGUCCUAGAAUGAAUGGACCAGUAUCUAUGAUGGACAACCCUAACCCUAAUGGGGGUCCCCCUAGGGCAGGCCCAAGGAUGGAUUCCAUGGCUACCGAUUUUGCUGCACUUAAUCUGUCAAUUCCAAGUUCCAAGGGACCAAAUCCAAUUGCGAAUGAAUUCAUUCCUAAGAAUGGACCUCUAACUCAUAGUGCUAGUUCUCCAAACUUCUCAACAUUUUCUGAUGGCAUGGCUACGGAUGGCUCUGGAAACAGUCACAUGAUGAACAACCCUGCCGUGAAUCACAUGUCACAGCUUGGUGGACCGAUGGGUAUGCCUCCCCCUGGCGGCCCAAUGAUGCCUCCUCAUAGUGGUGCUCAGAUGUCCAAUACACCUCCCCCCACACAUCUGUCCACCACAGGGUACACAGCCAGUCCGAACCAUAGCCCGCAUUUAUCUCCCUCCAACUCUCCACUGAUGUUACGUCGCACAGCAUCACCCAUCACUCCACUGAAAAAUACAACGCCUAAAAAGUCAGCAAAUACCACCAUACAGGAAAAUGUGGGUGGUACAACAUACUUCUACUCUCCUGAAGAUUUUACCCCACAGCAUGAAGGAGCUGCUCUGCCAAACUUUUCUGUGUUUCCAAGUCUCCCACCUCAUAUUGCCCAUAUGACAGUGAAGAAGAAUAUGCCACAAUUCUUCAUGCCUGAUGAACUGAGAGUGGAAAUCCUGAAUCGUCAUGCCUUGACAAUGGCCCAGAUUGAUACUAGUGCAAAUCCAGAUAUCCCUGUGGAGGUAGAUACCUACCACAACCUAUUUCCACUGGAGCCUCCUCCCAGCAAUCCAAUGCAGAAGUCCAAUAGGUUUAGCUACCCCACCACCUGCUACAAGGCUGUGAACACCAAGGACGGUCUCACCUACUGCCUGAGGAGAGUACAUGGGUUCCGAUUGUCCAAUACUAAAUGUAUGAGUAUCAUCGACAUGUGGAAGAAGAUGUACCACCCUAACAUUGUACAAUUGAGGGAAGUCUUCACCACCAAGGCCUUCGGAGACAAUUCUAUAGUCUUUGUGUAUGACUACUACGCCGGAGCAGAGACUUUGAUGGCUCACCACUUCCACAAUUCUGGCGCCAUGAACAGCUAUCACGGUAGCAUGGAUGGAUCUUCACGUUCGUUCAACCCUAGUCAUGGAGGAGGCGCAGGUGGAGGCACGGGCGGUAAAGGAAAUGUGAAUGGUCCACGGCAGCAUGCUGGUCUGCUUCCUGAGAGCCUCAUCUGGGCUUAUGUGGUGCAGCUUAGCUCUGCACUCAGGGCAAUACAUGCCGCUGGCCUAGCCUGCAGGACUAUGGACCCAACAAAGAUCAUUAUCUAUGGCAAGUCCAGGUUACGGCUCAACUGUGUUGGUAUUCUAGAUGUUCUCACCUUCGACAGCACCAAUGGCAAUCCCAUGGCCGUGAUGCCUCAUUAUCAGCAAGAUGACUUACUGUUUAUGGGGCGUGUAGUAUUGGCACUGGCCUGUAAUACAGUGAUGGCCAUUCAGAGAGACAGCUUCCAAAAUUCCAUGGAACUCAUCGCCAGAAACUACUCAGCAGAUCUGAAGAAUCUCUUCUUGUAUUUACUGGCCAAUCAGACCAGGCCAAGGAGCAUCAAUGAUAUCAUGCCGAUGAUCGGGGCAAGGUUCUACACUCAGCUCGACUCAGCCCAGCUCAGGAGUGAUGUGAUAGAGACCGAGCUGGCCAAGGAGGUAGAGAAUGGCCGAGUGCUACGACUUAUCUCCAAGUUUGGGAUUAUCAACGAACGACCAGAAUUCAACAUGGAUCCUCAGUGGUCGGAAACGGGUGAUAGGUACAUGUUGAAACUGUUCCGAGAUUACCUGUUCCAUCAGGUGGAUGAGAAUGGGGCCCCUUGGAUUGACAUGGCUCACAUCCUACAGUGCUUAAACAAGUUGGAUGCUGGCGUACCAGAGAAGAUCUGUCUUAUGUCUCGUGAUGAACACAGUGUGCUAGUGGUUUCAUACGCAGAACUCAAACAGAAUUUUGAGCAGUCGUUUAAUGAUCUCUUGUCAGUGCGUCACCAGAAUGGGGCAUACUCUUAGUGAUGAUAGUGAGUCUACCAUUGUAGCUGUUAAUGGAUGUUAACUGGAACAUGAAGUUAUGGAACAAGUAUUUCAAGUUUGUGAGUGCAUAUCUGAACUUAAACAGCGAUGAAGUGUGACUCUACGACGGCUGAUGUACAGCGAUGAAGUGUGACUCUACGAAGGCUGAGUACAGCGAUGAACUGUGACUCUACGAAGGCUGAUGUAAUAGGAGCUUUGAACUGACAGUGAUGUUUCUAAUCACACUAAGGGGAGGGAACUCCUUUAUAUUAUGAGAAAAGCUCUGUCCUUAUGCCUAAGGCAGCAAAUGUGGCAUUUGUUCCAAUAUUGUUUUGAUUGGGAAAUGCAUUUUCUUUUUGAAUGGAAAUAAUUAAUAUGUACAUUUUUAUGAUCGUAUAUAUAAAUUGAACUGUUUUUGUUUCAAUAGUAUUGUAUUGUAAGAUUGAUAUUCAAUUUUAUGGACAAAGUUGGUAAAAAUAGUGUGUAUAGGAUUGUACAAUAUUUGUUUUGCAUGCUGAUCCCAAGUACAGGGUUGUCCUUGUGUUGGGGGCCCCAACAUAUGUAGGGGGCUGACCCUGAGGAGGGGGGCAGAACAUGUGUAGGGGGCUGACCCUGAGGAGGGGGCAGAACAUGUGUAGGGGGCUUGCUCUGAGGAGAGGACAGAGCGUGUAGGGCUGUCCCUGUGUUUGGGACCGACCCUGUGUAGGAGGGAUCUGUGUUGGGCUGUCCCUGUGUUUGAGGCCGGACAUGUUUUGGGGCCGACCCUGUAUAGGGAACUGAUAAUUGACGGACAAUGAACUUACACCUUCCUGAUCUGUAACAGGCAGGGCUUGUUGAAGUAGGUAACAAGGGCAUAUUUUUGUAUGUUCAGAUUUGUUGAUACCUCUGAUGAAUUUUAAAAGUGACCUUUCCUCUUUGUUGAUAUAAAUUUUUAUAUGGCCAUUUUCAGUGUACACUAGAUUCUAAAAUGCUUUGGAAUGAAGAAAGGUUUAUGAUUUUGUAUCCCACAUUCUUCAGCAAUAACAACACGAAUAUAUCAAGAAGUCAAUUUUUGCAGCCAAAUCAUGUCGCCAUGAAAAUUAUUUAAUGGUAUGGAGCUGUUGUUUAUUGAAUAUAUAUUGAAUUCUGUGAAAUACUGGCAUUCCAUUAGCAUCAGCAUCUGCUCAGUGCUCAUAAUAUAUUAACCACUCCUUCCUAGCAUAAAUUCCAUGUAACAUUUUUGGAGGCAUCUCAUAAACAACAUUAUGUGUAAAUGACUGCAAGUAGGACAAGAUGAAGAUCUCACAUGAAUCAAAUGUACCACAAUAGCAUUAGUUCUUCAGCAAUGUCUCGCAGCACUGCAGGACAUCUAUAUGGUAUCUAGCCAGCAAAUAUCAGUAUACCCACAGAGUGUUAGACUAACAAGGAGGUCGAGUUUUACAGAAUUCCAGGCACAUGUAGGUCAGGUCAUAAAACGACGUUAUCCACAGAGGGUAUGAAGUGUCAGGAAAUGAAUUGAUGGAUCUCUGUUGGGGAUAUAACAUUGUGUCUACAGAAAGAACGCUUAAAGUCUUAAACAUUUUCUACAUGACCCUUUUGUCUGAUAUUGUCAAUCACAGUGCAUCAGUUACUUAAUUUAAAUCACAUAUAGGUUUCCUUCAUGAUAAAUCUCCAUGUUAUGAUUGGGUGCCUGACUAUCAUAUAUAGGUCUUUAUAAUGAUUGUGUUAUUGCUAAUGAAAAGUCCUCAAAACAUAACUGGUACUUUUUAUAUAGUCAGAAGUUAUUGGUUUCUUAAAUGAUUCUGUAUGUUAAUUUCCAUUUAUAUUCAGCAAUUUUUAAUAAAUAUAUGGUUUCAGUAGUAUAUGAUACAUACUUAAUAGUUUAAUUCAACAGGACAUCGUUAAUUUAGAUAAUUAUCUCCCUUCAACAAGUACAGUUCUAUGGGACAGGCUAUACUAACGAUCUCAGUUUACCAUAUCAAUGCCAUAACAGGUAUGCCUGAUAAACAGUGUUAGAUUGCGUUUUUGUUGUGGUGAUCUAUUAACUGCAAAUGCUCAAAAUCCAUAGAAGUUGUUUCCUUUGCCGAGAGUCAAAGUUGAUUGCAUAACAAGUUUCUAGCGGGAUAAGAAUAUUUCUUUUGUUUUCUUUUUGGUUGCUUUUUUGGAAGAAUCCUACAACAUGAUAGAUUUCAUGUUGAGAUUUUAUUCUCUAAUGAAAAUAUCAUUAUGGUUACAAUUCACUGCUUACUGACAAAAUGCUUUUUUUUUGUGAAAUGCUUACAAAAAUCUUGCCACUAGUAUGCAUGGAAAUUGUUCUUCAUCAUCAAAAUGACAUGAAAAUAUUUUUUGUCAUUGGAGUUACUUGUACUCACAUACCACAUACUUGAUACUGUUGAUAGAAAUCAGCAUCAGCCAGAGUGAUACCUACUGUCUUCAUCUAUCAUUUUAGAGAAAUUGUGAAAAUGAUCUAUUGUUUACUGAUUUCAGUAGAUGUUUACACAAUAUCAAAAUGUUGAUAUGUCACAAAGUUUGAUUGAAAUCAGAAUUGUUUUAAUUAUCUCUAAUCAUCUAUCUAUCAUAACUAAUUAAAGAAAAAAAUGCUUGAAAUAGGAAUUUUAACUUUUAAAAAAUGACGUAGGACUUAUGGUUCACAACACUUGUUGAUCAAGUAUUCAUUUCUGACUGACAUAUGUAAAAACAUGCCGGAUGUAUAGGGGAAUAGUCCGGCUAGGGAAUGUACAAAUAAAGCUAUAGGAGAUUGGUAGAUAGUGGUGAGGAACUGAGAAAAACACUCUGUGAUGAUUUUGUUUUAAUAUUAUUUACCACUAUUACUGAAUGUACAUAUUCAUAUUUUAAUGUUAUUUCAAGUAAAAGUUUUAAGAAAACUGACUAAAGGAUAUCUUGGCCACUUGAUGUCCUAAAUCAUUAUUAGAGACUACGGUAGUUGAACAAACAUGACAUCACAAUGUUUAUCAGUGUCUGGAUUAGUACAUGUCUCAACAAGAUGUAUUUGUUGAUGUGUAAACUUUUUUUAUGUGUAUAUGAUAUCUGUUAAUGCUGAGAUGGGUUAGGAUUGUGUUGUUAACUAGACCUGGUUAUCCACUAGAUGGCUGUCCACUGAACAGCAAAAGUAUGGGAUAGUGAACUAUUUAACGACUCCGUAGCCGCCAAAUGAUUGGCAGGCAUGGAUUAUAAAUGUUAUUCACAAUGAUGACAUAUUAAAUCACUUUGUUUUAAACAAUGGAAUGUGGCUGUUUGUUGACUCAGUAUUGAUAAAAUACUGAGCAUCUUAAAGCUUCCAGGUAUCUAAAUCUCCUCUAAUUCUUACCAAUGCUUAUUUGUAUGUCAUUAUAACUUUAGUAGAAUGCUAUUCCAAACAUACAAACACAUUUUAUGAAGUUUUAUGAAACUCCAUGUUAAUUUAGAUGACAAAUUACUUGUUAGAGUUACAAUGUAACAAUUUUGAACAGUAUUCUUUCUGUUCUCGAACCUCUAUGUCUACUUAGCGUUUGUGAACCGAUAAAGGACACUGGUGAUGUUGUAUACAUGUAGUAUUUGUGAAGAAGGGGAUGGGCUGGUCUAUGAGGACUGACAGGAUAUUUGUGAUGUUGUAAUACUACAUAUUAUGUAUACCAGUAUGUAGUAUUUGUGAAGGAGGGGUGGGGCUGGUCUAUGAGGACAGGGAAUUCUAUAUAAUAACUACUUAGGUUGUUGUACACUGCUCUUCUAUAUUUGUAUGGAUAUAUAUCAGUAGUAUACUGAAAAUGGUCAAAAUUUGCUAACGAGUUAUAUGAUCACGAUGGAACGAGUUAGUAAAUGAUCACAAUGAAAUAAAUUAGUGAGAUAAAAGUGAGAUUGAAGUUCUGAUUGAUGUAUUACUGUUUAUUUGUCAAAUGUUGGGAGUUUUAGUAGUGGGGGAGGGGGGG
Molecule: messenger RNA, 6608 nt
Organism: Pecten maximus
Lineage: Eukaryota; Metazoa; Mollusca; Bivalvia; Pectinida; Pectinidae
Product: PAN2-PAN3 deadenylation complex subunit pan3-like
Exons: 17
Coding region: 109-2703 (864 amino acids)
Biological process (GO): nuclear-transcribed mRNA poly(A) tail shortening; mRNA processing; protein phosphorylation
Cellular component (GO): PAN complex; P-body
Molecular function (GO): metal ion binding; protein kinase activity; ATP binding
Source: RefSeq, a predicted model, not a curated record